Molecule: messenger RNA, 4852 nt
Organism: Epinephelus moara (kelp grouper)
Lineage: Eukaryota; Metazoa; Chordata; Actinopteri; Perciformes; Serranidae
Gene: gpr83
Product: G protein-coupled receptor 83
Exons: 4
Coding region: 11-1432 (473 amino acids)
Biological process (GO): neuropeptide signaling pathway
Cellular component (GO): membrane
Molecular function (GO): neuropeptide Y receptor activity
Source: RefSeq, a predicted model, not a curated record
UAGUGGUAAAAUGAGAGCUGUGUGUGUUUGGUUAUGUGUGGUGCUCUGGACAUGCAGUCCUGACGCUGCAGCAGCAGCAGCAGCGGGACAGUCACUCAACGACUCCUCACUUCUGGGAGAGGGAAUGUUUUCUUACACGGAGCAUUUCCUGAACGUUUCGGGGCGGCUGGAUAACCGGACCUCUGGAUUCUUCCUCCUGGACUUUGACGAGGGGAUGCUGGAGGACUGGCGCUCUCUGGCGAGUAAGAAGCGCCGCGGCGGGGAGUCGCAGGACAGGAGGGUCAAGGCGCUGCUGGUGGCCGCGUACUCUCUGAUCAUUGUGAUCUCCCUGUUUGGGAACACGCUGGUGUGCCAUGUGGUGAUGAAAAACAAGCGCACCCAGUCCGCCACCAGCUUGUUUAUUAUGAACCUGGCUGUGGCUGAUAUCUUCAUCACUGUCCUCAAUACGCCAUUCACCCUGGUCCGGUUUGUGAACAGCACCUGGGUGUUUGGAAGGACGAUGUGUCACAUUAGUCGCUUUGUACAGUACUGCUCACUGCACGUCUCCACGCUCACACUCACUGCCAUCGCUCUGGACCGUCGGCAGGUGAUUUUACAUCCUUUGAGGCCUCGCAUGUCCCUGACACAAGGCGGUGUGUGGGUUGGUGUUAUCUGGAUAAUGGCCAGCUGCUUCUCCCUCCCUCAUGCAAUCUACCAAAAACUACUGACUUUUACAUACAGUAAGGAAAAGGAGCGCAGCCUGUGUGUCCCAGACUUCCCAGAGCCCUCAGAUGUCUACUGGCAGUACAUUGACCUCCUGACCUUCAUAUUACUCUACAUGCUACCACUCCUCAUCAUCACCGCCUCCUACACCACAGUGGCCUGCCGGCUGUGGCGUCACAACGCCAUCGGUGACACCACAACAGCUCAGCACGCUGCCCAGAGAAGAAAGCGGCGGCGGACAUUAGCCAUGUUGCUCCUGGUGGUCGGGGUGUUUGCCGUCUGCUGGUUCCCUCUCAACUGCUACGUGGUGCUGCUGUCCAGCCAGGCCAUCCACUCCUCUAACGCUCUGUACUUCUGCUUUCACUGGCUGGCUAUGAGCUCCACCUGCUACAACCCUUUCAUCUACUGCUGUCUGAAUCCCACCUUCCGCCAAGAGCUGAGGCUGCUCUUCGACAUGUGCAGGAAGAGGCGGAGGGCGGUGGUUGGGCUGGAGCCAGAGCUCCGCCCUGUUGCUGCUCCUUGUCACAGGACUGCCUGGCCCGACAACCACGAGUCCUCAGGGCCAAGGCACACCUUAUCACACCCGGGCCACUCCUCCUCACAGCAGAGUCACGCCUCCUCCAGUCAGUCCCACAACAUCAAAGAUACACACGUGCUCUUCACGGCCAGGCAGGUCCUCACAGGAAGAACUGACAUCCUCUCAGUCGAGCCCAUUGUGGCUGUCAGCUGACAGGGAACAUGGGAUUGUGCUGUUUGAGAUUCUUAAUCCUAUUUUAGGAUUUCAUCAUGUUCCAAAGAGGAAAUCAGAGAUCUCGGAGAUGUAUGGCUGAGACUUCACGCGGUUGUGAUGGCAGGAGAGUGAGAGGACAUGGUGAUGGCUUUAAAAGGAAGAAACUCAUGUUGUUUUAUCCACCUUUACGUUCUGCUUCUCACUCAAUUUAGGCAUCAGCCCUUAAAAGUCCAGUGUGUAGGAUUUAGGGGGAUACACUGGCAGAAAUUGAAUGUAAUAUUCAAAGUUUUCAUUAGUGUAUAAUCACCUGAAACAAGUAACUGUUGUGUUUUUGUUAACUUAGAAUGACCCAUUUAUAUUUAUGGUCCUCCUCCAUGGAGUCCACCAUGUUGAUCUAUAGUAGCCCAGAAUGGACAAACCAGCUCUAGAUGGGGCCGUUUGCAUUUUUGCGGUGGCCCCCAUAGUCCUAAUUACAAGUUUCAGUUGGUUGCAAUCUGCAACCUCACCCCUAAAUGACACUAAAUCUUACAUGCUAGACCUUUAAAGCAUUACCAGCUGUGCUUGAUCUGUCGAUCGUUUCACACAAUCUUCAUCAGCAAAUGGAGUUUGGCCAGUUUAUCAUGUUCAAAUUUCCAUUUUUUUCCUCUGCCCUUUUAGGACACCUCCUCCAUGUUGGCUUUAGUUGAGUUGAGAUUAAAAGUUAAUUUUUUGAUCUUGGAAACAGCAGCUGACAAAACAGUCUCACCACAAAGUCCAUUUAGCAGGGCUUCUUGAGCUUUGGAUCAGUUUUUAGAGAUUACUGUUGCAGCAAUGACACAAUGAUAUACAUGCAGAGGAUGUAAUGUGAAGCUAACUGGACUCAUUCCUAAAACUAAUUUAUCUCAAGUUUCUUUAUACCACAUAUUUUAUGAAAGAAAAAAAACCCUCAUCUGAUGUAAAUUUUCUGUCUAAAAAUCUUUUGUUCUGAUCUCAACCAGCUCUGUACCAACAACAUGGGUAGUAUGUGUAAAUGAACUAUGUUAAACUUUGCUCCAUUGUACCAGCGCCCACAUCUCCCUGCUCAUCUCCAGAUAACGCCAAACUGGAUUUUCGCCAGCUCUAGGGCUGUUGCUCAAAGUACAGAUUGUAGCGCAUUUUCUUAUGCCCACCUGCACAGACAAAAUCAUUUAGAAGCAGAUGAAGAGAGAGACGCCUCUCUCUUUCUCUUUCUUAAACUCAGAUCAAACUGUAAAACUAAGCAGUGCUGAUCAAAUAUAAACCAAGUUUCUGAUAUUCUAUUGUCUAUUUCUCACCUAAAAUGUUUUCAGACACAUACUUUUGUGCACUGUUUGUAAUCCAAGGCUGUUCUUGAACAGGAAGUGGACCGUUUCCUGUAUUGUAGAAACAGAGGCUGCAAAUACUAUGAUGGACGUAUUUACCAUGAAGUCACACAGUGGUUUGUGGACUUCCAUUUUGAAGCCUCGAGUUUAAGAUUUCAGCCAUCCCCAUCUUGGUUUUUUGCAGGCAGAACUGACCAAAUUUGAGGGGGAAAAAAACCCACGCCGACAAAAUAUUACAGCAGGCUACGUGACUUACCCUCAUCAACAUAUAUUCUGCACCAUAGGCUGUGUCGUCUUUUAGUUGCUUCAAAAGUCUCUUUACAGUGUGUGAUUUUGGGUCCCUUGAGACUUAAGUUGCCAAUAGUGAAAGAAAAAUUAUGUUUUUGGUCAUCAGUCCAGCCAGACACGUUGGAGCUUUGCAUACCAAAGACAGCCUGCAGCAAAAUUCUGACGGUGUUCUCACAGUGUGACUGCCACUACAAACCAAGCAAUGAUGCAGAAUAAAUAUGAACACUUUAGUUAUGGUUCACACUGUUGGCAGAUUGCUAAGAGGAAAGCUUGCAGGUGUGUCACACUGCAUUUUGAAGCUGAGCAUCAGAGCGUGCUCACAGUUUAUUUAACGGCGUUAGUGGAGUUUGCUUUUGUUCACUUCCAAGUAAUCCCAUCCAAUUAAUUAUAUGCCUUGAAUAUGUAACUUGUGCUUUACUUUAACCAUCUAAAAAGGCUGUAAAAUAGCCAACUAGGCUACUUUGGAUGCUACAGAAUUUGAAGGCAGAUUAUUCCUUCAGUUUCUGAACUGCUGUGUGAAGGUCGCUGUAAAGUAAUUUAAUUGUUUUAAAGAUAAUAACAGCCUCUAUGAAUUUUAUUCAAAGAUCAUAUAAAGCCGAGCAAAAAAAAAAAAAAAAGAAUGAAUAACCUCACCUUUUGUAACUGCAUGAUCUCCAGCCAUUGCAUAUCACACUCUUUGAGCAUCUGUCAUGUCCUCACUUUGCCUCAUUCAUGAAUGUGUUUACUCCAUUCUGCCAAUGAAAGGAGGCAAAGUGAAAGCGUUCCUACCACCUUGUCAUCUUUGUAUGUAGGUUUCUUUUGGCAAAUUGAACUGGGAAAAUCAUAUUUUCCUUUAGAAAAAUGGAUCCUAUUUUGUCCUAUGCUGUCAUCAAAUCCAGUGCCAGACAUAGCAGAUUAGGCGCCCUAGACAAGCUUCUCCUGGCCCCACAAUAAGAAAUCACUCUUGGUGGCGUUCAAGGGAUAUGUCCCCAGCCUGUUCUCAUUCCUAAGUUGUCAAAUACUGCUGCUUUGUCAAGUGAUUUUGACCAUUACCAAUGCAAAAAGGCACCUUUCCACCGAUACACACCGGGCAGCACCAGUUGAUAACCCCACCCAGCAGUGUGUCAUACUGCCAUGAAAGAUGCGUCAGUCGCCAGAUGGCAUUUGUUUGAAAUGCUGCGAGUAAAAACCUAAUAUAAGGAGCUGGAAAGUUCCUAUAGGGCAGGUGGGAGGGGCGGUGGAUGGAUACAACAAACCCCGGACUUGCCUGUGUGAAUGUUUGAGCCAAACCAUGAUGUUUUAUAAACCUAACCACAUGCUUUUUUUGCACAAGGAAAAGAAACGUCAGUACAAGGUGCGAUGUUGUAAGUUUCUUUUGAAAAAGACUGUAUGCAUCUAACAAGCAGAAACUGUACAUUUCCUGUGUAAACAGAAGUGUACUUUGAAAAGACACAAUGCAUGUAACAAGCGCAAAUUCGCGGCAUCCCGGAAUGUCAACAACAGACGCAGGAGGAUACCUGGCCUGUCAAAUGGAGACGUGAAAGUCCACUGAAAUAGUGAAGGUAUUUGAAGAGUUUGGAUGAGGACGCAUUGAUGUCCCCUUUUAGGAAGAUCUGCCACUGAUCACAUCACAUUACAGGUCUGAGAAACAUCAAAUACACUGAGAUUUUGGUGGUGUUUAACCCAGGUGGCUGCAGUGCUGAAGGGACAAUCAUAAAUAUACUGCAGAUGGUUUUCAUAACACCUGGAUUAAAAUGGAGCUAAAGCAUCUUGCUGAGAAAAAAACCUGCAUUUUUUAUUGGACUAAAAGUCAUAUCAGCUCUUCAUCAAAAAU